AUGGCAAAUUCUAUGCAGUUCACAGAUGGAAGAAUGACGGGGAAUUUUUUGGACGAAACGACAGGCAAGGUGAACUACGCGAGUCUUAGAUCAUCAGAAGAAUACAGAGCCUACUGUGCGAUGGCGGGACAGCUCCGUGCAGUCGACGUCGAGAAACUGGAAGAGAAGGAAAAGCUGGCGUUCUUUAUCAACGUCUACAACGCCCUGACGGUGCACGCCCUCACGGAGAUCCUGGGCGAGAGGACCAUCGAGACCGCCCUCGACGUCCCCGCCUUCUGGAGCAGCCACGCCUACCGGGUCGGCCUCUUCGUCUGCUCUCUGGACGACAUCGAGCACGGGGUUCUUAGAGUGAACAAGCCCACCCUAGCACCGGCCGACCGUCAUGUCCAAGGACGACCCAGACUCAAGUACCAGGUGUCGACACUUUGA
Penaeus vannamei (Pacific white shrimp) is the source of this 429-nucleotide messenger RNA. NCBI's taxonomy places the organism in Eukaryota, Metazoa, Arthropoda, Malacostraca, Decapoda, Penaeidae. The record is from RefSeq and is a predicted model, not a curated record.